Molecule: messenger RNA, 2668 nt
Organism: Castor canadensis (American beaver)
Lineage: Eukaryota; Metazoa; Chordata; Mammalia; Rodentia; Castoridae
Source: RefSeq, a predicted model, not a curated record
AUGGCAGAGGUGCCAAUAUCUUUUGAGGACGUGUCUGUGUCCUUCACAAAGACAGAAUGGAAACUUCUGGACCUUAAACAAAGGGUCCUCUACAAGCAGGUGAUGCUGGAGAACUACAGCCAUUUGGUGUCACUGGGAUUUGCCUUCUCUAAGCCUCACCUGGUGUCCAGGCUGGAGCAAGGGGAGGGGCCCUGGGUAGCAGACCUCUGCAGAACUGGAGCUGUGACGGGAUCACACGCAGGUGACAGGGUAAAGAGCAAGACGCCGAUUUCAAAGUCGAGACAGUCUGGAAGAGGACUCCCAGGGACUCACCUUCUUAGCGGAAAGGAAGGCCAGGGGGCGAGGUCGCCUCCACAGCUAGGUGAUACCUCAGGAGCGCCAGCCCAGAGAAGUCCCCAUGGCUUCCAGCAGAAUCCCGUUCUACGGCAGCAGCGCUCCAAGGGCGCGGAUAAACGGUACCUGUGCCAGCAGUGCGGGAAAUCGUUCAGCCGCAGCUCCAACCUGAUCAAGCACCGCAUCAUCCACAGCGGCGAGAAGCCCUAUGCGUGCGGGGAGUGCGGGAAGCUGUUCCGGCGUAGCUUCGCGCUGCUGGAGCACCAGCGCAUCCACAGCGGCGAGAAGCCUUACGCGUGCAGCGAUUGCGGCAAGACCUUCACGCGCAGCUCCAACCUGAUCAAGCACCAGAUCAUCCACAGCGGCGAGAAGCCCUUCGCCUGCGGCGAGUGCGGGAAGCUGUUCCGGCGUAGCUUCGCGCUGCUGGAGCACCAGCGCAUCCACAGCGGCGAGCGGCCGUUCGCGUGCAGCGAGUGCGGCAAGGCCUUCAGCCGCAGCUCCAACCUCAUCGAGCACCAGCGCACGCACAGCGGCCAGAAGCCCUACGCCUGCCCCGAGUGCGGCAAGGCCUUCAAGGGCGUCUCGCAGCUCAUCCACCACCAGCGCAGCCACAGCGGCGAGAAGCCCUUCGCGUGCCAGGAGUGCGGCAAGGCCUUCCGCGGCCGCUCUGGCCUCAGCCAGCACCGGCGGGUGCACAGCGGCGAGAAGCCGUACGAGUGCAGCGAGUGCGGCAAGGCCUUCAGCCGCAGAGCCAACCUCUUCAAGCACCAGGCGGUGCACGGCGGGGUGCGGGCCUCCGAGCGCCGGGGCCGCGGGAAGGGGCUGCGGCGCGGGUGCAUGCUGCUGGAGCAGCGGCGGGGGCCGCGCGGGCCGCGGCCCCAAGAGGGAGGGGAGGGCAGCCCCGCGGAGCCGCGGCCGAGCCGUGGCAGCCAGAAGCCCCACGUGUGUGGGCACUGCGGCCAGGCCUUCGAGAGCAAGUCACAGCUGAGUGGCCACCUGCGCGCCCAGGGCGGCGAGAAGCCCCAUGUGGGCGGCCAGAGAGCGGCAGCUGUGGAGGGGAAGUCACCGUCACCGCUCAGCCACCAUCUGCAAGCUGCACCCAUCGAGGGAAGCGACGGUGGCCACAGUGCCGGCCUCCUGUGCCCUGAGAAGACCCAGGACAGAGCCUGUCCCUUCGGCGGGAGACAGGGCGGUGACUCCUAGUGGGAGGGCGCGCCCUUCCCCGAGUGCAGUCUGCCCCUCCUUCCCCAGUGGGUGGAAAGUGCGGACCCUCCCUCCCCCAGUCCUUGAUGUUGCAAUUGCCGCAUAGGGACUGUCCCGGGCCCACCUGCUUGUCCCUGGGCCCACCGCAGGCCACGUGUGCGUGCCGAGAGGCGCCAGGUGAGCGACUUGCGUAUGCCGAGUCGCUCUCCCAGCUGCUGGAUCGCGGUCCGGUUCGGGUCGCAAGCAGCCGCGUAGAGCCCGCUCCGGGCGCGCUUGAGUUUACAGAGGGAUGGAUGGCCUAUGCCCUCGCUCGUGGGUGGGUUGUUCACCUUCCCCGAAGAGUUGUUAGUGUUUCCAGGUAGAAGAUACUAAAAGCACUUUAAUCCACUUAGAGCUUACAAAUGGGGCUCUAAAGUUAGCCUGCUGCUUUGCCAGAAGGCACAGGGCACCCAGCUGUCCCUUAGCCCUGACCAAAAAGGUCUACAGGCCUCCGGGGAAAGAUAGCGGGUUGCGCCCUGCCCAGGCGCCUUCUGCUGCUUUUUGGGGGAGCUGCACCUAGCCCCAUCAUCUCAGAGGUGGGGUUCUGGGAAGUGGCUGGCCUGGCCCCUGCAGAAAGGAUAAGACCCAGGGAUCCUGAGCUUCUUGGUUUUGGUAGAGGAGCCUUUUCCCAUGGUCCCUCCUAAGAGUGGGCUCUGGGCAAUAUGUGGUAACGGACUUCUGCCAUGCUCCUGGCUUCAGAGUCCUUUCUGUCCACCCAGCAAAGGCUGUCAGAGCCUGUUGUACCCCCACUCCAAGCUUCAAAUUUAUCUGCUGCUCCCCUUUCAGGCACCCUCCUUGUGGCAGUGACUACUGGGAGGAGAGCAAGGCAGGGUAGAGAUUUGCACUUUCGCAAGCCCUGAAUUGCAUUUGGGCAACAGGGUGGCUGCCUUUCACAUGACAUUUCUUAGAACAUUGCAGGUGCUGUUGCUUUAAUGUUUUUGUAUUCAGGGUUAAUGUAAGUUGAAAAUGGAGAUUUUUGCCAUAUGAGAAUGUCAGGGAAUCACUCCUUAAAUGAGAAGUCCUCAUUUAAGUCCCUCAUCUGGGAGGGAAGUGUAGCUCAGUGGUGGAGUACUUGCCCUGGGUUGCAUCUACA